This is a messenger RNA of Branchiostoma floridae (Florida lancelet), 8972 nucleotides long. Its product is annotated as protein suppressor of hairy wing-like. The coding region runs from base 128 to 1825 and encodes 565 amino acids. Gene Ontology annotation, molecular function: RNA polymerase II cis-regulatory region sequence-specific DNA binding; DNA-binding transcription factor activity. Gene Ontology annotation, biological process: regulation of transcription by RNA polymerase II. The record is from RefSeq and is a predicted model, not a curated record. The transcript is spliced from 6 exons. NCBI's taxonomy places the organism in Eukaryota, Metazoa, Chordata, Leptocardii, Amphioxiformes, Branchiostomatidae.
GAGGCUUGGCAGGGCUCAUGAGCCUCGGUUUCAUUCGAGUCCUGAGGGCUGUGGUGGUGAGGCGGAGCUCAGGCGUCUUCCUCGAACGGACGAGAAUUUCCCUUCUAAUCUCGCUCGUUAGCUGAAUAUGAGACAGAAGCAGGCUCCUUUAAGGAUUGAAGACGACAUAGAGAGCGAAGAUAUCACUAUGGCGGCCGCGGCGACGGAGGAUUUCCACAGAGAAAGCGGGGAUGGCCUAUGUGGAGACUUCAGUUGCCCCCACUGUGCCUUCAGCGUGGACCAAGACGUCAUGCUUAAAGUUCUUAAACACUUCUUCAACUGCACAUCGCUUCAGUACAUUAUUGAUCUCAGCGUGGGGAAUGCAGCCUCCCUCGGGGCAGCGAAACACUCCGCACCGCGCAGGGCCAGCAAGGCUCCGCAGCCUCACUCAGAACCCGUCCGACACGCAGAACCGCCGACCAAAAGAAGAGCGACAGAGGCACGGGCCACGCCCCCACAGGAGAGUCCAAGAAUCGUGACAACUCAAGCACCGACCCUGCUUGCCAGACUGAACGCAGCUCAGAGCAGGACUCAAACUGUAAGCCAAAGAGAGAUUCCCCCCGAACCAGAGCACCAUACAAGACCUAGACAGGUUGAGACAGUACAGCCAAGGGCACCCGAGACAACAACCACCACCACCACAUCGGCAGCUAGUGUAGAAUUGCCAUCAAUCACAACGAUAAAGGAGGAACCAGGAGCGGGAGCAGCGUGCAUUGUCGAACCUACAGCGCCAACGUUGUUCGACGAUCCUAUGCACACCCAAAAGGACACAGACUCUGCUAUGGGUAUGAAAAGAGACACAGACAAUGUUGGCAGCAUGCUUGAUGCCUUGCCAGGUACAAGCUCCAGCGGACUUUUCAGUGAAGACUUGAACUUUGGUGGUGCAGGGCCCAGCUUUGUUCAGUCAGACCCCUCUCAGGAAGACAGCACUUCAGGAAAUGACGGGGAGACGGGCAUUGUUUCACCACCAGACUUUGGCUUGGAACAGUUUCAGUCGGUCGGUGCAGGGCAGAGUUUACCCAUCACCAGUACAGGCCCCAGGCUGAUGGACACAGUCUCCCUGGAGGAGGACAGAACCAUAUCCAUCAGACAGUCCGUCACAGGAAGCAAUCGGUUGCCAGGCGUCCGGCCCGCACCCUCAGCAACAGUCAGCAAACCUGGGCCGGAGAUAGAGAUUGUUUCAGUGAAGUCCCCGGCGACUUCCAGAAUAAGCACGGGCGCUCCCGGCGUUCGAACGACGAUGCAGAGCAGUCCGCAGCAUCUCGCCCAGGGACAGGUGAACGCUGGGAUGGGUCAGCAGAAUCCACAGCCCAGGAUAAUCAACACGGUCUCCCUCAGCAGACCACAAGUUGGUGCAGCAGGGCAGGACAGGCCCACCUCCAGAGUAGCAUUCCCCUCAACAUCACAGCAGACACAGCAGCCCAGACCAGUGGCCUGCUUCAAAGCACCGAUGAGAGAACUCCCGACACCACUACCCCUUCCUGACUUCGCUAACUCAGAAGACACCCAGUUGAGACACGCAGCACGAAGUGGAAAUCUCCACAUGUACAGAACUCACAUAGUCCGGGAGUGUGCCAAAUUCUACUCGCGUAUGAAACCUAACUUGUCAAGGCAAGAUUAUGCCAGAAUAGGAGAGGCCAUGACAACAGCGUAUCCGUGGUUACAAGGCAAAGGAGCAACCCCAUGGGAAAGGCUUAUCAAGCAACUUCAAGAUAGGAUCAAGCAUGUGAGGUGGUUGCUCAAGAAAAGGGGGCAUUUAGGGUACAAGGGGCAUGACAGGACCUAGGGGAACAGUCUUGUCAGAAAAAAAAACAAGGGUAGCAGGGCCAAGUAUCUUCAGUUGUAGUGUAUUUGUAGAUGGAGCCCAUCUUAUCUUUAUCUAAUGUGGCAUUGCUGGCAGAAACUCCAAUGGUGGGUGCAUCAUAUUAACUGGCAUCUCAAAGCUUCCCCAACAAUAUUUGAACUGGGACCAAACCUGCACCAAAAUACCAAUGUUUACAAUAAUGUUUUCCUUCCAGGACAAAUUUGUCAAGCAACUUCAGACCAGGAUGUACAAUGUCAGUGUCGCUCUCAAGAAAAGGAGUCAUUUAGGAUAUAAGGGCCAUGACCAGAAAUUCAUCUGUAGGAGGGUAUGUUGUAGGAACAACAACAAUACUCCAUAAACUUCAAGACAUUUCAGUGUAAGAACAUGUUUAUUUAGUUACAUUGUUUGAGGAAAGAGUUCUAUUCUGCUGAAAGUUGAAACAUUGAUAGGUGCAUCUAUUGACAUUGCUGUCAAUCUAGUACAGGUAUUUCCUGACUAGUUUCUAGAGUCCAUGGAUGUUUGUACCUUUUCAGAUGAGGUUUAUGAAGGGCGUUCAAGAUAGAAUCACGCAUGUCAGGCGGAAACUGGAGAAAAGAGGGGAUUUAUACCAGGGACAUGACAGUAACCUUGUCUUUAAGUGUAGGGAUCCAUGCUGUAGGCCCAGGAAGACUUAGUCAUGAAUUUCAACACAUUUCUAUGUAGGAUUAGGAAUAGUUUUUUUCGUAUGAAUUCUCCUGAUACAUUGAUAGGUGCAUCAGAAGACAAUAUUAACAUUAAGGUCAGAUAUUUCAAGAGGUUCCCGAUGUCUUGCAUUGGUAGUUUUUUUCCCCCAAAAUUCUUUUUGUAGCCUGUCCCCACAUAGUUUUGGAACUGGAACCAAACCUUUUUCGAUAUCACACAGAAUAUACUACUAUUACUGCUUUUUUCAGGAGGUUUUUUACAAGCAGCUUCAUCAAAGGAUCAAGCAUGUGAGGUGGUUGGUCAAGAAAAGGGGCCAUUUAGGAUACCAGGGACAUGACAGUAACUUGACAUGCAGGGACAUUUGUUGUAGGAACUACAACAGAAAUGUUCCCUAAGUUAAAAAUCACAUUUCUUUCAUUGUAUAAAAACAAAUUUUUGUUGUCUGCCUCUGCGCUCUUUUGUGAUUGGCUGUGUGGGUGUGGUCGAAUUUCACAGUGCAAGAAGACAUUGAUAGGUGCAUCCAAAGACAAUGUUGUCAAAAUGUUCUUAUUGUCUUGAUCUGGGAACUUGUACAAAAAGAACUGAUAGAAGAGUGUUUACAUAAUGCAUCUAUCUAGCCUAUAUUGAAGUCACAAAGUAUAUAAAUUUAUGUUCGUACUUUUCAGGCGUGGUUUAUGAGGCAACUGCACGACAGAGUAAAACAUGUCAGUUGGUUGCUCAGGAAAAGGGGCCAUUUAGGGUACCAGGGGCAUGACACUGCGUUUAAGUGUACAGACCAGUGUUGUAGGGGCCGAAUCGAUCUGUAAACCUCAACACAUCACUGUAGGAACAGCUUACAUUGUCACUUCCACCUUCAGUCAGCCAAUUUUCCCCAUGGACAUUGAUAGGUGCAUCCAAAGACAUUGUUCUCCAUCUAGAAUAGGUAUUCAAAAUAUUUUUGUGGUCUUGCCUUGGUAAAAUGAGACAAGAAGUAAAGGGAAACCUGUAUUCCAAUUUAUGUUCUUGCCCUUUCAGGCAAUUCUCAUGACACAAGUACGAAAGAGGAUGGAGUAUCUCAGUCGGUUACGGAAGGAAAAAGGCCUUAUAGGGUACCGGGGACAUGGCGUUACGUUUAAACAUACAGACCUGUAGAGUCCAAAGUCAUCCUUAAACCUUAAAGCAUUGUUGUGUAGGAACAGUUUGAAUUGUUACUGCCAUUGUCCAGUUGCACUAAUUCUUCUGUUGGGUGGUAUGAAAUAGAAGCAAAUUUUUCCCAUGGACAUUGAUAGGUGCAUCCAAAGACAUUUUUCUUCACCUGGUACUGGCAUUCAAAACAUUUGUUGUGGUGUUGCUUUGGUGUUUUAUUUUACUUGAGACGAGAAGUCUUUUCAGAUAGAAAAGCUGUAUUCCAAUUCAUGUUAAUGCCUUUUUCAGGAAAGGUUCGUAACGCAGGUUCGAAAGAGGGUGGAGCAUGUCAAUCGGUUACUGAAGGAAAGAGGCCAUUUGGGAUAUCAGGGACACGACAGUGUGUUUAAGUGUACAGACGCGUGUUGUAGAAACUGGCAAGAUAUGUAAAGCACAACAGAUAGGAACAGUUUUCAUUUUUACUGCCACUGUUUUUCUGUUGAUGGUAUAGAAAGAAACCAAUAUUGCCCAUCCAAAGACAUUUGGUAAACUAAGACAAGAUAGAAAAGCUGCAUUCCAAUUUUUUUCUUGCCUUUUCAGAGGUUCAUAAAGCAAGUCCGAGAUAGGGUGAAGCAUGUGAGUCUGUUACUCAAGAGAAGGGGUCAUUUAGGAUACCAGGGACAUGACAGUGUGUUUAAGUGUACAGACCAGUGUUGCAGAGCUAUCAAUCCCUAAAGCUCAACUCGUACAGUUCCUGCCACUGGGCUAUUUCAUGAUUGCCUUUAUUAGAUGGCAUGAAAAGGGAGCUGAUUUUUUCCAUGGACAUUGAUAGGUGCAUCUAAGAGCAUUGUUGCCCAUCCAGUACAGACGUUUCAAAAUGUUGAUAUCUUUUAUAACCUGAUUCAAGAAGUAGAGGGAAAAGCUUACGUUAACAUUAAGUUUAUAAGCUUAUACUUAAGAACUGUAUACAAACAUAAAUUUCGCCUUGAGCAGAUUGUACCAAUGUGUCUACCUUUACAGGGGAAGUUCAUAAAACAACUUCAAGAUAGGGUCAGGCAUGUCACUUGGCUACUGAAGAAAAGGGGGCAUCUAGGAUACCAGGGACAUGACAAUAACGUUCUCUUCAAGUGCACAGACCAAUGCUGUAGGAACAGAGAUGUUUCUUAAACCCUGACAUGCUUGUUGUGAAUGUCUUCAUUUGUUCAUUACUUGGAUGAAACAAACACAAAAAUUGCCAUUUUCCCCCAGGGUCCUUGAUAGGUGCAUCUAGAUACUGUUGCCCAUGUAGCCUGGUCAAUACCUCAGGUCGAUAAUGUAUGUAUGUACAAGAAGUCAUUGAUCAUUUUUCUCAUAGAAACUUCUGAAAAGUGUAAAAUCUCUGGAGUGAUUUGGCAGAUGUAUUGGAUGACAAAGAAAAGUUAAAUACUUCUGAUCUGUUUUUCAGUCUCAGUUUUGUAAGCAGCUACAGCAAAGAGUUAACAAAGUGAGAUGGAGAAAAAAGAAAAGUCUUGUUGCAGCUCAGACGUCUAAGGCUUUACCUUACAGCCUUACAUCUUACCAAUAGCACUGGUUAACGUUUAGACAGUUUCUGCUGUUCAUCAUUGAUAGGUGCAUUGCUAGGAAAUGUUAGACAUCUAAAAUUGUUUUUUAGAUGUCAGACUCACCAAAACAUUUUGUAGGUUCGCUGUCACCACAAAUCAUUAAAUCUACUGGACUAAACUUUGAAAUCAUGUUUAUUCGUUUUGUGUACCUACCUUUCCAUCUCCAGGAAACGUUCAUCAAACAACUGUCCAAGAGGUUCUGCCAUGUACGAUGGUUUGCAAAGAAAAGGUUGAGGAAUAAAAUGAAGAGUCAAGAUGGAAACUUCUUUUCAACUGGCAACACAUAGAUAAGCAUGUAUAGCAAACUGUACAAGGCAAGCAACAAUAGGCUAAGUCUCUUGGUGCGCAUUGGUGCAUUGCCCAACACUUGUGUACCUGUAUGUAAAUCUCGUGGAUAAAAGAUGCCACAAUCAACUUAAGUAACCUCCUUUCUAUCAGGUUCUUGGCCGUAGUUACAGCAAAGGUUUAGUGUCUGAUUUGUAUUUCAGGAUGCCUUUGGUCUUCUGGUGCGCAAGAGGAUGUACAAUGCUAGGAGGACAACAAAGAAAAGGGAAAGAUCUCAGCAAAAUACAUGGCAUUUGUAGCAAAGACAGAUACUGAGAUAAAGAGGGAAGAAAUGCUUCGAACCAGGGUACAUUGAUAGGUGCAUCUGUAGGAAUAUAUUGUGACCCCAUGAUCUGAACAGGGAAGUUGGGAAGGGCAGGGUUCACCAGGGAGGGCUUUAGUAGCUCUUAUCUAGAAUUUGCUUUACUUCCAGGAGCACUUCUGCAGGCAAAUGUACACCAGAGUUCACCAUUGCAAGUGGCUCACUAAGAAAAAACUUAAAGCUAGGAUGGAACUAUUGGAAGAGACGGGGCAGGACAGUUGGCACAAAAUAUAGGUAAAAGUCCUUUUAUGUCUUAAGAGAUAAAGGCACACAACAUUACCACAUUCCUCUCCCACUUCCAGGAUGGCUUCCUUAAACAGCUAUGCAAUAGGCUCUACCACGUAAGAUGGACCACGAAAAAAAAGUUGAGGGGAAAAAUGAGCAGUGGACAAGGAAGCUUCAAGUUCAAGAAGAAUUGACUCCCACUCCACGAUAGUGUAUAACGUGUUAGAUACAUGGAAUAUUUAGAAAACACCACUGUAUUUCUGUACACCUUUAGGUAUAUAACAAUGUUUUAGAUGUCUUUGGUAUUUCUGUUACAGGAGACCUUUGCUAAACAGAUGUGCAAGAGAGUUUACAAUGUUAGAUGGACUACAAAGGAAAGGGAAAAAGCAGUGGCAAUACAUAAAGCGGGAAGAAGUCAAGGGCACAUGUUCUAAGACGUAACAAUUUAAAGAAACUGCCUUUUCAAUAGGUUCUUGUGUACAUGUUUGUGCAUUGAUAGGUGCAUUUCAUAGGACUUGGUUGUUUCUCAUGUCAGUAAAACAACUGUUGAUGUUGCUGUUAUUAGUCUUAAAACAUGGGAAUCGGUUGCAUGUAAGUCCAGGCUAUGCCUGUGACAGCUACUGCAACAGUAUUUAUCUUGCUGUUUUACAGGAUAUCUUUGCUAAACAAGUACACAGGAGAGUCAACCAUAACAACUGGAUCUCAAAGAGAGAACUUAAAGCCAAGAUAGCUUGUGAGGAACAACUUUUUUUUACAUGAAGGCCCCUAGAAAAGUCUGCUAGAAAAAUUGACAACCACUUGUCAUGCAUAUAACAGUAUUGUUUUAUAUCUCUUGUCCUCCUUCACAAAGUGGCUUCAUCAAACAGUUGAGAAAAAGGAUGGCUAAUGUCAAGUGGUGGUCAACAUGAUAAAGACUACUAGGACUUAAAAUAACAAAUAACAGAACACUAGAAAGGCAAACCUUUUUGCGGGCUGGCCAUUUAACCAAUAGUUACAUUGAUGGGUGCAUCAUGUAGUGAGGGCUUUGUUUCUUAAGUCAAUACACUAACUCUUCAUUCCGCUCUUAAAAAGUGGGCGUCGGUUAGAUACAAGGCUAUUCCUGAAACUGCCACUUUUUUUAGCAUUUACUUUGCUUACAGGACAUCUUUGCCAAACGAGUAUGCAAGAGGGUCUACCAUAACAGAUGGAUGUCUAAACGGCAACUCAAAGCCAAGAUGGCUUGUCAGCAAGAAAGGAAGGGAUGGACAAGUACAUUUUCCUCGUGAAAUCUGCGGAUGCUUAGUCAACUGUAAAAGUGACUGCAGGAUAUAUGAAUUAGAAUGUGUCAUUUCUUCUACCCGUACGAAUUAUUGUUUAUAUCUUAUUUACCUUCACAGGGUGACUUCGUCUCAAAGUUGAGAAGCCGGUUGGAUUAUGUCGGGUGGAUGGCUUUUAAGCUCUGAAAUUAAAGGCAAGAAUUUCUUAGAAUAUUUAAAACUUUAACUUAUCUUUAAGGACUUGUAGUAUAUCAGUAAACUCAGGGUGAAAAUUUAGGACAGGGCCCUAUGUUGCCUGGGAAUGUACAUAUGUGUCUGUCAAUGUAAGUCUUGGUUUGGCCAUUUAACUAAUACUAAGUACAUUGAUAGGUGCAUCAAGUAGUCAGGCAGAUAAAACAGAGUAUUUCAGUUGAUAUGACAAUCACUUUAUUUCUCUUAUUGUCCUUCACAGAGUGGCUUCACCAAACAGUUAAGCAAAAGAGUCACCAAUGUCAGGUGGAGAAGGAAAUAAAUGACAAUGAUCAUUUCUUAAGAUUUCUCAAAGACAUGGGUUUAGAAAGGAAGACUUAGUAACAGUCCUGUCUUUUAGAGUUGACAUAGCUAUACUUCCAUAUCAUGUAUGAUACAUUGAUAGGUGCAUUCCUUUUGGCAUGUUAUUUGUUACAUGUAUCUGUAGUUACAUAGAAGAUGUGAUCUGUCUCUUGUUCAUAAGCUGAAUUGAACGAAAUAUUCUCAGCUCUUUUGAAUAUCCCAUCUGCCAUUAAAUUGUCUCCCCGGCUUUCCUUUCAGCGUGAGUUCAGUAAACAGUUCAGGAAAAGAAUCAACAAUGAGAGAUGGAAGGCAAGGGAAACUGGGAAGUCCACUGGGAAGGAAUAGCACCUGUGUAAUAUCAACAGUUUAACACAAAGGGAACCAUGAAUUCAGUAGCACAUGUUAAAGCUAUGCCACAGUCCUAUCAAAUAGAUGUCCAACACUAAGCAGAUCCUACCUCUAGUUACUGUAGACUACUGUUCAAAAUGCUGACACAGAAAUAUGUUUCAGGCCAAAGGGGACCAUGUAUUCAGUACUAGCGCAUUUGCCACAGUUCUAUCAAAUAGAUGUCCAACACUAAGCAGACCCCACCUCUAGCUGUCUGUUACUGUGGACUACUGUUAAAAAUGCUGACACAGAAAUAUGUUUCAGGCCAGGUUUGUCAGACAACUGAGCCAAAGGAUCUGCUGGUGCAGGUGGAAAGAGAAAGGAAAGAGGAAAGUCCCUGGGGGCUCAGGAAGUCAGACUUAGCGACAAGAAAGUUUACCUGUAAUACAAAUAGCAACUGCAAAUUUUCCCUUAGUAGUGGUUAAAAAAUGCUGGCAUUCUGAGUACAUUGAUAGGUGCAUAAUAAGGUUAUUUUGUGUUGAAUGUCGUAUGUUUCCAAGAAUGAUUUGAACAGUACAUUUCUCAAGCAUGGUGAUGAUUUUUUCCUGGUUGCCUCUCCAGAGCGCUUUCAAGAAACAGCUUAGGAAAAGGGUCAACCAUGUAAGAUGGACCACCAACAAAAAGAUUCGCCAGAGCUUUAGAAAGCAACCUUAAGGGUUAAGACAUUGAUAGGUGCAAUGACAAGUUCGGAUUUUAGG